AUGAGAUUAGCUCUGCACACGGUCAUCUGCUGCUGUGUUUUCACCACUGUCCUGCCACUGGUGAAAUGUGCCACAGGGGAGAUCAACACCAGCCUGAAAAAAAGGUCCAAAGUAUGGCUGCACACCCGUAUGAAGAGAGAUCUGUGUAACACCUUAUUGACAGCCGCUGAGAGCCACUCUGACAUCCAUGUUGGAGCGCAGCAGGACGAGAAUGGAAAACUGGCAUCACUUCCGUCAAGCUUUGGUCUACAUAUCAGACGCAGAAGAACGGCCAACAAAGCUGCAGGCUGCGCCUUGGUCACCUGUGCAUUACACGACCUGAUCUACAGUCUGCACCGGAUGAGCAACACCGCGAGAGAGGUCAAUGCCCCUGAGAAAAAGAUGGGCUCCGGAGGGUACGGACGCCGCCGACGCUCACUCCUGGAUGUCUCUCGACUCUUCCUCCAGACAGGAAGACAAAGGCGGAGCAUUGAAGCUGCUUCCAAAGCGAGCUUGGCAGCUGAGACAGAAGACAAUUCCUGA
Messenger RNA from Gymnodraco acuticeps, 522 nucleotides. It is a transcript of the gene admb, whose product is annotated as adrenomedullin b. Gene Ontology annotation, biological process: regulation of systemic arterial blood pressure; positive regulation of heart rate; adrenomedullin receptor signaling pathway. Gene Ontology annotation, molecular function: adrenomedullin receptor binding; hormone activity. Lineage: Eukaryota; Metazoa; Chordata; Actinopteri; Perciformes; Bathydraconidae. Gene Ontology annotation, cellular component: extracellular region. The coding region runs from base 1 to 522 and encodes 173 amino acids. The transcript has 4 exons. The record is from RefSeq and is a predicted model, not a curated record.